This is a messenger RNA of Brassica napus (rape), 1016 nucleotides long. RefSeq lists its product as uncharacterized. The record is from RefSeq and is a predicted model, not a curated record. Lineage: Eukaryota; Viridiplantae; Streptophyta; Magnoliopsida; Brassicales; Brassicaceae.
GAAAUGAAGAAGCGAACAACACCCAGAUGAAACAUCUGGAUAACACAUCUAGAUGGACGAUAUGGAUGCAUCUUCGAAAUGUACAAACGAACAAGACCUUAUCACAGUAUAUACAAGACGACAAAAUAAAGAACAAGAUGGUGGAGAUUCGUGGGAGAUUCAAGAGAACUGAGUCGGCUUUCAACGUGGCGACGGCGAAGGCACGUCUGAAGUGUGAAAAUAGCAGCAGAAGCUAUCACUCACCGAAGGACACGGCGGAUCUUUGGGAAUUGGUUGCCUCGUUUAUUGAAAUGCAGGGAGAAACGAAGAGUCCGGAAGAGGAAUUGGAAGGUUCUUCGGACAACGAGUACGAGGAUGUUAAGGAGAGGUUACGGAAGCUUCGAGAAGGUUUAUCCGUCGGCGAAGAUCGGAUGAAAAUCAUGGCCGCGACGGAGGCUACCGGAAAGUUCGUCGGAGAUAUUCUUCGACAUGGUUUUCCCAAGCGUCAACUGAGCUUUCUUCGUGACAAGGGCUUUGAUGCAGGUCUUUGCAAGUCACGGUCGGAAAGAUUCAACAACAACACCGCCGGAAAAUACGAGUACGUCGACGUUCGUUGCGGCGGAGAUUAUAAUCGUUAUAUUGUUGAGACAAAUCUCGCCGAAGAGUUUGAAAUAGCCAGGCCAACGAAGAGAUACACCUCCAUAAUAAGCCAAGUGCCACGGGUCUUCGUGGGAACUCCGGAAGAUCUGAAAAAGCUCGUGAAGAUCAUGUGCCAUGAAAUGAGACGGUCGAUGAAGCAAGUGGGGAUACACGUGCCACCAUGGAGGAGAAAGGGUUACAUGCAAGCUAAGUGGUUCAGUUUUUAUUAGCGAACUUCGACGACGACGAAUCACGAAAUGGUUGAUAAUAGUACUAAUAGUAGCGUCGAUACGAUGGGGUUUAGAGGUUGUAAGGAAGUGUUUGGGGAAGCCAAAGAUCUUGGUAUGAUUGGUCAGCUUUCGGUUGCUUUCAACGCUAGUGGGGUUGAAUUAGUGUAA